Messenger RNA from Lachancea mirantina, 1086 nucleotides. The record is from the annotation of a GenBank genome assembly. Lineage: Eukaryota; Fungi; Ascomycota; Saccharomycetes; Saccharomycetales; Saccharomycetaceae.
AUGGGCGAUGAAGUAAGCAAGUAUAUCCACAGCAAGCUGUUUGCCGAUAGCCAAGAAGUGCUUUUCACAGAUGUGAUGAACGAGUUCCAAGUGUCGAGUUCUCGAGCCAAGAAGGAAAUGUACGAAUUCUACAAAAUCACUAAAUCAAAAGUCGGGUGCAUCAUUGUUUGCUGCUUUAAAAGCGGUGUCGUUGAAGUCGUGCGUGAUGUCUUGAAUUUCGAAAGCAACCACGAUGUGCUAGACCUGUUCAUCUACGCGUUUAGUCCAAUGGCCAAUUUUUCUCCAGUGAAUAAGCCUAGUACGCGUCCUCUGGGUAUCGAAAACUGUUACAAGUUAGAAUUCAAAGUACCGCCACCGAAAGAGGUUGAAGAACCCCAGAGAACUGUGCGGAGAGCCAAAACACACGAGAUAAGUACACCAAAAACCCUUGGUGUGCAGAGGGCAAAGACGCACCCUGAACCGAGCAAAAAACCAGAAAAGUCAAUGGGCCUCCAAUCUACGAAGCUGCGGGAAAGAAUGCGCGACCAACGUGGUGCCAAGGAAAAAGAGAGGUUAGAAGCCUUGAGAAAACGUAAACAAGCCCAGGAGGAGAGUUUGAAAAAAGAUCCCAAGCGUGAAAAACAGUUACGGGAACUUUCCAAAAUGUUUGAAGACGACGGUGAUUCUGAUGGGGAAACUGCGCGGCCUGAAACCCGGUCCGAAACGGUCAAAUCAGACUCCUCGUCAGACUUCACAGUGGAAGCGUCUGUCCAACUAGAACGCAUACCAGAGCGUACACCGGGACCUGCUGAUCAAGAGGAACUGGGCAAACUACUAGAAACCACGGCCGAAGAAUCGCUAGUCGAAGUGCCGUGGCCAGACAAGUCAGCGCCGAAGUCACCAGAGAAAGCGUCUGAAGAGCCGACCUCGUUUGUCGAUGAGGACGGGUACAUUGUAACAAAUCGGCAGACCCAGAGAGCCACGUCAACCCCCGCGAAGAGAAGGCACCAUGUUGAAAUGUCUGCGCCGCGGGAACAACAACCACAACAACCACCUAAGAAAAAAGUACAACAAUCGGUCAUGAGCUUUUUCGGCAAGAAGAAGUAA